GAGACGCAGAUUUAAGGAGGGUUCUAUUAUUUUCUGUUGCCUUACAAAUCACAUUUUAAUAUCUCUUAGCGCUCUGAAAUUCAGAAGAAAAAGCAAAAACAAAAAAAUGGGUUCCAUUGCAAAGGAUCCAAGAGAGGAUGUCAUACAAGCAUGGUACAUGGAUGACAGUGAUGAGGACCAGAGGCUUCCUCAUCAUCGUGAGCCAAAGGAAUUUGUGUCUCUUGACAAGCUUGCUGAACUUGGAGUGCUCAGCUGGAGACUUGAUGCUGACAAUUAUGAAACUGAUGAGGAGUUGAAGAAAAUUCGAGAAGAUCGUGGAUAUUCAUACAUUGAUUUCUGUGAGGUUUGCCCUGAGAAACUACCGAAUUACGAGGAGAAAAUCAAGAACUUUUUUGAAGAACACUUGCACACCGAUGAGGAGAUCCGUUACUGUGUUGCAGGAAGUGGUUAUUUUGAUGUCCGGGAUGUGAAUGAGAGCUGGAUUCGCGUCUGGGUAAAGAAAGGUGGAAUGAUUGUUCUGCCUGCUGGAAUCUAUCACCGCUUCACGCUUGAUUCAAGCAAUUACAUUAAGGCAAUGAGGCUCUUUGUUGGUGACCCAGUAUGGACUCCAUACAAUCGUCCACAUGAUCAUCUGCCUGCAAGGAAAGAAUAUGUUGAGACGUUUGUCCACGCGGAUGGCUCUGGUUGUGCUGUUAAUGCUGCUGCUUAAAUCUACUAGAGUCGAUGAACUUGAAAUAUUACUAUGCUGUAAUAAGUAUUGCCAUAUGGUGGUUUUGCUGUUCUUGAUGUGUGCCUUCAUCAGGUUGUUGAAUGUUGUAUCCUGGCACUAAAUAAAUCCCCCUCUAUGGGAGAUUGAUUGCUUAUAUGCAAGUGGAAUCUAUCAUGUGACUUUAUGUACUUUGUUCUUGUCAAGUGGUCCAAUAUUUCCUAA
Solanum dulcamara is the source of this 931-nucleotide messenger RNA. RefSeq names its product acireductone dioxygenase 2. Lineage: Eukaryota; Viridiplantae; Streptophyta; Magnoliopsida; Solanales; Solanaceae. The record is from RefSeq and is a predicted model, not a curated record. The coding region runs from base 107 to 709 and encodes 200 amino acids. Gene Ontology annotation, molecular function: acireductone dioxygenase [iron(II)-requiring] activity. The transcript is spliced from 7 exons.